CACAAACAGCAUAUCAAUUGUGCAAAAUUGGCAGUAUUUCCCUGAGCCUAGCAAGAAUGGCAAUCUCUGCAACCAUCUCCAGCCGCUAUGGAGGUUCAUUCCUUCAACAAAACCUUGAUCAUUUCAAAAUAUCUGUCCAAACAAUCCCACGUAGCCAAAACAUUAGAAUGAUUGUUCCUAAGAAAAUUAAUCCUGCAUCCCAUGUUGCAAACUCUUCUGCUCUUGAAGCCACGCAAGUUCAAGAAAAGAAGCCUUUGUCUCUGGACUCGCCUUUUCCGGACUUCCGAUUUGACGAAUACAUGAAUACAAAGGCUAUAUCGGUGAAUAAAGCACUUGAUGAUGCUAUCCCAUUGCAGGAGCCAAUCAAGAUUCACGAAGCAAUGAGAUAUUCCCUCCUUGCCGGCGGCAAAAGAGUGAGGCCGAUGUUGUGCAUCGCCUCGUGUGAGUUAGUAGGAGGAGAUGAGUCGUUGGCCAUGCCAAUGGCCUGCGCUCUUGAAAUGAUUCACACCAUGUCCCUCAUCCAUGACGAUCUUCCCUGCAUGGAUAACGACGAUUUACGGCGUGGAAAGCCCACUAAUCAUAAGGUCUAUGGUGAAGAAACUGCAGUUCUCGCUGGUGAUGCGCUUUUGUCGCUUGCUUUUGAACACGUAGCAGCAAAAACUGGCAACGUUCAAGCAAGUAGAGUGGUUAGAGCCAUCGCUGAGUUAGCUUCAUCUGUGGGUUCUCAAGGGCUCGUUGCAGGGCAGAUUGUGGACUUGAGCAGUGAAGGGGAACAAGUGGAUUUGAAUCAUUUGGAGUAUAUUCAUGUUCACAAAACAUCAAAGCUUUUGGAGGCUGCAGUAGUUUGCGGAGCAAUUAUGGGAGGAGCAAAUGAAGCAGAGAUCGAGAGAAUGAGGAACUAUGCAAAGUGCAUCGGACUGCUGUUUCAGGUGGUGGAUGACAUUCUUGAUGUAACAAAAUCGUCGGAGGAAUUGGGGAAAACUGCAGGUAAAGAUUUGGCUACUGACAAAGCUACUUAUCCCAAGCUAAUGGGGCUCGAGAGGGCAAAGAAGUUUGCCGAUGAGUUGGUGGCUAUGGCCACUGAAGAGCUCAGCCACUUUGAUGCUGUCAAGGCUGCGCCGUUGUAUCAUCUGGCAAACUACAUUGCUUAUCGGCAGAAUUGAUUCACAGUUGGUUCGUGGUUCAGUUGUAAAUUACUUUACAUCUCAAUCUGUUGAUUACUUGCAUGAAUCAGAUUAGGUUUUGUUCUAGGGGUUGAAUUGUCGAAGAAGGGAUUUGGAGAUUUCUUAUUUGCCAUUCUUUCAACCCACUUAACCCUGCAAUGUUUCAAAUAAUGAUAUGGAGCACAGUUCUUAAAUUCCAUUA
This is a messenger RNA of Coffea eugenioides, 1365 nucleotides long. Its product is annotated as geranylgeranyl pyrophosphate synthase 7, chloroplastic-like. The record is from RefSeq and is a predicted model, not a curated record. Gene Ontology annotation, biological process: isoprenoid biosynthetic process. NCBI's taxonomy places the organism in Eukaryota, Viridiplantae, Streptophyta, Magnoliopsida, Gentianales, Rubiaceae. The transcript has a single exon. The coding region runs from base 57 to 1163 and encodes 368 amino acids. Gene Ontology annotation, molecular function: prenyltransferase activity.